Molecule: messenger RNA, 1198 nt
Organism: Trichomonas vaginalis G3
Lineage: Eukaryota; Parabasalia; Trichomonadida; Trichomonadidae
Product: protein of unknown function, DUF4106 family
Exons: 1
Source: RefSeq, a predicted model, not a curated record
AUGAAUGAAUUUACUCCGAGAUAUUUGAUGUCAGAGCUAAAUGAUAAUUCAACUCUCUUCAUGAAACGCGUAAAAAAUAGAGACGGAACGAAAGAAGAAAGGUUUAUGAGUCCGGAUGACUUAGAUAGGGAACUUGUUAAAAACGGUCUCGGAAUAUAUGAAAUGCCAGCAGAUGAGGUACAAGAAACUCAACAGGAAGAAGUUCAGAUACAACCAGACAUGGAAGAAAUAGUUCAGCAACAACAGCUAGAAGAGCCUGAAGGAAACGAACAAGUCCCUCCUUUGGAAACUAACUUCACAGAACUAGAUGAAGAUUUGGAACAGCUGAAAAAUCUUGACCCUCAACAAGAGUAUGAGGUGAAUAUGGAAUCUUUCCAAGAGUCUAAGAAAAAUUCGGCUGACAUAGUAGAAGAAUAUCGAAAAAUGUUCACCGACAUACAAAAGACUCCAACAUCAGAUGAAAAUAUUCAGCAUAGAAUGGAAGUACUGAAAGAAAAUGUACGCAAAUACAAUAAUCCUUUUUACUUACGACCAUAUAACGUUCAAUCUUUGGCUGAACUCGGUGAAAAUAAAAGGUUAAAUUUCAACAAAACAUAUAGAAAUGAAACAUUGUUUAAAGUUCAUUCAGAACCUAACCAAUAUGGAAACAAACCUACUUUUGUUUCUGCAGACUAUGGAACUACAAUGAAAUGGGGUCAUAAAGCUAAUCCGGAUAGGUGGUUCAUAAACUUACAACCUCAAUUCCAAGAAGUUGUAGACGCAAUGGAAGUGAAUGGUGAACCAGAUAUAACGGGUAUUUUCAGCGCGGCUUUAAUGCCAUUGAAAGAUAUGAAAGAUGCAGAUAUUUUGGACCAGUAUGAAAUGAACAUGGCUGAGGGAAAUAUAACACCUGACGUUCUAGAACAUUUAUCUCAAAGAACUACACAGAACCAUAGAGAUGGUAUAUUUGGUGAAGAGUUUAGAAAGAAAGUUAGGGAGAGAGAAGGAAGAGAACCUAUUGUACAUGACCUUGCAAACGAAAGUUUGCAAAAUGUCAUAAAAACUUACUUUGCAGACAAUGAAAUGAGAAGGGAUGAAUAUUUAAGAAAACUCAAAUGGACAGUACCAAAUGAAAUGUUAGUAUUGAAAAACAUGUUCCAUGACAAAAUAAAACCAACUACAGAAAUAAAUGACGCAAGACUGAAACGUUGGGUAAAAG